This is a messenger RNA of Drosophila mojavensis, 1097 nucleotides long. RefSeq names its product angiopoietin-related protein 1. The transcript is spliced from 4 exons. The record is from RefSeq and is a predicted model, not a curated record. Bases 68 to 1030 code for a protein of 320 amino acids. Lineage: Eukaryota; Metazoa; Arthropoda; Insecta; Diptera; Drosophilidae.
GGAAAAGGGCUUUGUUUCAGUUCGAUUUCAGCUUUAAAGACGAAGGUUUCUCUAGGCGCAUUGAAAAAUGAAAAUUUUGCUAAUGUUUGCCAUUUUGGCAACAUCAUGGACAGCCAUCAGGGCUCAGUGCGAGAGUCUCUCGCAUAUGCAAAAUCGCUGGAAAGCGCUGCAACAAACCAAGGUAAUGCUGGAGAAACAAGAUAAGCAACUGCAAUUGGUCUGGAAUGAUCAAUCGAAUGGGUACCCAGAAAUACAGGCACUUGACGUAUCGAUCGGGAAUCUGCAGGAACAACUUUGUCAACAGAUAAUAAUAUCCAAUCAAACUGGAAUUCAAUGGACGCUUCAGAGUGAACUGUCGGACCUUCAGGCCAGAGUAAAGAAUUUACAGUCGUUGGUCUCCAAUGGGCUUAAAGAAAAAUAUUACCAACAGUGCUUUAAUAAACCAUGGCGGCCGAUUAUAAUAGUAGACUGCGUGAAACCAGAUGUACCCCCACCGAUCCCAGAUUAUGUAACAGGACCCGGCUGGCUUGUUAUCCAGAAUCGAUUCGACGGCUCCGAAGAUUUUUAUAGGAGUUGGGCUGAAUAUCGAGAUGGCUUUGGGAAUCGGAACGGAGAGUUCUUCCUCGGACUGGAGGUUAUUCAUCGUCUAACCAACUACCAGCGACACGAGCUGUUAGUCCUGGUGCAGACAGAUGGUAUCUACGAGAUUUACUGGGCUCGAUACGAUAACUUCAUUAUAGGCUCCGAGUCUGAAAAGUACAAUCUUAAAAGUCUUGGCAAAUUUGAGGGUGUCGUAGAUAAACUGUUCGUUCAUGUGGGCAAGGAUUUUUCGACUUAUGACCGAGAAAAUAGCCCUCAAAAUUUAUCUAAAUUAUAUCAUGGUGGCUAUUGGUAUGUCGAUUCUUCAGUGUGUACUAGCAACCUUAAUGGCAAAUAUUACGCUAUAGGAAAGGCAAAGGACGGAAUUCACUGGGAUGGUAUAUAUGAUAAUAAAGCAACAAAAAUGAUGAUUCGACCGUUGUAUUUAUAAAUAGUAAAACAAUGUCUUCAGUCAUAUUGAAUUGAAACAUAAAACGAAAUAAAAAGUGCAAUUGGAA